AUGGCGCCGCCACCCUCCUCUGCCCCCUCCAUCCAACAGGACCGCGAGCCCCUCGGCCUCCCCUUCACCGAGCCACCUACCACGGCCGGCCCUGCUGCGUCCAUGGCUUCGCCCCCGAGCCACGACGCUGCCGAGCCCCUUGACGCCCCGCGGCGCCGAGCCCCGUCCCCGCGCACCCGCCGUCGCGACGCCGCGUCCGCGACACGCCUCGCCCUCGGCGCCUCGGUGUCGCGCACCGAGCCACGACGCUGCCGGAGCCGUGGCCGCGCCACCGCCCCACCUCGUCGCCACGGGGGGGCCAGCCGCGACGUCGCCCGCGCCGCGUCGAGCCCCGCCCAGACGACCUCGACGCCGAGCACCCGCCGCCAUGGAGCGCCCUCGAAGCCGCGGACGCCAUCUCGCCGACCGCUUCACCUCCGCUCUGCCCUCGCGACGUCGACCGCGCCCUCGCCGUUGUCCGCAACGCCGUGCCCUUGUUCGACCCCGACCGCGCCCCAGCCUGCCUCUGCGUCGAACUGCCUCGACGCCGCCGGAGCUCUCGACGCCCAGCCGUCUUCGACCGCGGCCACAACCUCGCCUUCGAGCCCCGAGCAGCAGCAGCUCGGCCACGUCUCCGUCGGACUGCCUCGCCACGCCGCGAACAUCACCGAGCACCCGAUACGCUCUGCACCGAGCUCCGUCCCCGAUCGUGACCCGAAGCCCGUCAACUGCAAGGUCGAAACCCCCCCAAAACCCUAG
Sorghum bicolor (sorghum) is the source of this 738-nucleotide messenger RNA. RefSeq names its product predicted GPI-anchored protein 58. The record is from RefSeq and is a predicted model, not a curated record. The transcript has a single exon. Lineage: Eukaryota; Viridiplantae; Streptophyta; Magnoliopsida; Poales; Poaceae. Bases 1 to 738 code for a protein of 245 amino acids.